AAUUCUAUUCGGAAAACCUCGGACUCGGGAAGUCUUUUUCGUGGGAAAUUUAAAAUGGCAAACAGCGAUGAGACUUUGAGCAAGUUUGUUCUUGAAAUAAAAACAAAGUACGAGUCAUUAAUCAACGACUGGAAGACUUACAAAAAUGACAAAAAAGAGGAAGAAAGUGCAAAAGAGGUGAUUGAUGAGGAUUUGCUGUUGGUAAGCUCAGAUGAUUUGUCCAGACUCGUGACCGAAGUCCAGCAGAGGGAAACAGUUCCACCGAAGCCUCAAGCCACCAGGAGCAGCGCUGCUUCACUACACGCUACAGAGAAGCUGAAAGAGGAGUUAAAACAGUGUAGACAGCAGAUACAGAAUGACAUGGCAGAAAUAUCGUAUCUAAGGACGCGGUGCGAAACUGCAGUGGCGGAGUGUCAGCAGGAAAAACAGGAGAACAUCCGGUUACGUCACGAUGUAGAUUCGCUGACUCAGCAGCUAUCUCAGCAGUCGGAGUACUGCUCCAGUCUUGGAUCCGCCUGCUGUACUUUGUUGUGGCGUGUGUCCAAAAACGAGAACACCAUACAGUCCAUACUUGUUGGGAGUAAAGUAGAGGAGUUCUUGACACUCAUUUCGAACACGCUCAAUAGUUACGUCAUGACGUACAAAUCUGAUUGGCCAGACUCCAAGUCCGAGGAGAGUCAGUUUGUACACGCUCUCUGUGGCGUCAUCACAAAUAUUGCAGCCUGUGCGUUUGGACGUGAUUUUUUAAUUAACAACCCAUGUGGACUUCAAGUGAUAGACACCUAUAUCAACGUACUGGAACAGGCUCCCAACGGGAAAAGUGCACGUCUAAAGAACCUGAUCAUGAUGGCGCUGUACAACAUAAGCAUCAACCAGAAGGGAAUAAAAUACUUGUCCUCCAAACGAGGCCUCAUCAAGUUGCUAGCAUGGCUUCUACAAGACGAGACGGCAACAGAAAACCAAGUGAACACUCUCCGACUGAUACAGUCACUGAUAUCUGUGGAUUACAGCCUUAACAUUAUACACGAACUACUGGAAGAGCUUCCGAAACCUGUCCUACAGGAGCUUGGAGUGGACAAAAACAAAGAGAUCCGAGAAUUGGUGAAAGAUAUCACCGACGACAUUCAGCACCAAGUGAGGCACGAACAGUAGCGAAGCACCGACACGAAACUUUAUUUGUUAUAUACAUAGUUUAAUGAUUUAAUGAAACACUUCGAUAUAAUGUAAUUCAUAAUCUGAAUUUGUAGUUUAUAUAUAUAACUUAAAGAUGAGCUUUUUUUGUGUGUUAAACAUGUUAUAAUUGAUUUGAUUGACGUUCAAUACAAAUGUUCUGUACUUGCUUUCUUCUAUUUCACUUUUAUGUUCGUCCACGUCACACU
Messenger RNA from Saccostrea cuccullata (small rock oyster), 1379 nucleotides. Its product is annotated as heat shock factor 2-binding protein-like. Bases 55 to 1152 code for a protein of 365 amino acids. Gene Ontology annotation, cellular component: cytosol. The transcript has 10 exons. The record is from RefSeq and is a predicted model, not a curated record. NCBI's taxonomy places the organism in Eukaryota, Metazoa, Mollusca, Bivalvia, Ostreida, Ostreidae.